GGAGGGAGGGGUCGGGCGGGAGGAGAAGAAGGUGGGAGGAGGACCGGGAGGGAGUGGGAGGGUGGCGGCUCCCUCAGGACCCGGCGGGGACUGCGCGAUGAGGAGGGUGACCCUGUUCUUGAACGGCAGCCCCAAGAAUGGAAAGGUGGUUGCUGUAUAUGGAACUUUGUCUGACUUGCUUUCUGUGGCCAGCAGUAAACUCGGCAUAAAAGCCACCAGUGUGUAUAAUGGGAAAGGUGGACUGAUUGAUGAUAUUGCUUUGAUCAGGGAUGAUGAUGUUUUGUUUGUAUGUGAAGGAGAGCCAUUUAUUGGAUACAAAGAAUCUUUAAAAGAUCCUCAGACCGAUUCUAGACCAGCUGAAGGGCUGUUAGGAUCCCACACAGACUGGCUAACGUUAAAUGUCGGAGGGCGGUACUUUACAACUACACGGAGCACUUUAGUGAAUAAAGAACCUGACAGUAUGCUGGCCCACAUGUUCAAGGACAAAGGUGUUUGGGGAAAUAAGCAGGAUCAUAGAGGGGCUUUCUUAAUUGACCGAAGUCCUGAGUACUUUGAACCUAUUUUGAACUACUUGCGUCAUGGGCAGCUCAUUGUAAAUGAUGGUAUUAAUUUGCUGGGUGUGUUGGAAGAAGCCAGGUUUUUUGGAAUUGAUUCACUGAUUGAGCACCUGGAAGUAGCAAUAAAGAAUUCUCAACCACCAGAGGAUCAUUCACCAAUAUCCCGAAAAGAAUUUGUCCGGUUCCUGCUAGCAACUCCUACCAAAUCAGAACUGCGUUGCCAGGGUUUAAACUUCAGUGGUGCUGAUCUUUCACGUUUGGACCUUCGAUAUAUUAACUUCAAAAUGGCCAACUUAAGCCGCUGCAACCUUGCACAUGCAAAUCUUUGCUGUGCAAAUCUUGAGCGAGCUGAUCUUUCUGGAUCAGUGCUUGACUGUGCAAAUCUCCAGGGAGUUAAGAUGCUCUGUUCUAAUGCAGAAGGAGCAUCCCUGAAACUGUGUAAUUUUGAGGAUCCGUCUGGUCUUAAAGCUAAUUUAGAAGGUGCUAACCUGAAAGGUGUGGACAUGGAAGGAAGUCAAAUGACAGGAAUUAACCUGAGAGUUGCCACUUUAAAAAAUGCCAAGUUGAAGAACUGCAACCUCCGAGGAGCAACUCUGGCAGGAACUGACUUAGAGAAUUGUGACCUGUCUGGGUGCGACCUUCAAGAAGCCAACCUGCGAGGCUCCAACGUGAAGGGAGCCAUAUUCGAGGAGAUGCUGACACCACUACACAUGUCACAGAGUGUUAGAUGAGAAAUCUGAGGGAAUGCGGGAAGAUGUCCUAGAUGGAAAAUGUUUUUCUUAUCAUUUUUAUUUCUCCACCCACUCAGCUGUCUAGAAGAAAUAGCACUGUAAAGGAAUGUUAAAACCAUUUUAAUGGUUGUGCUUGUUCUCAGCGGUGCAUAAAGGGAAAAAAUGGACUCUUUUGCCACAUUCUGAUUGAACAGAAAAGCACUCCUUUAAUAGAAGUAGGAAAAUUAGAUUGCAUUGCUGCCUUUUGAGUGCGAUGGGAAAGCUGCCUGGCUGUAUGACCAGGAAUAGUGUCUAUUAUAUUUGCUUUUAAACAGGCAUGGUGUGGAAAUGCCAUCUUGAUUUGAGAUGCAUUUGAGGAUUUUAAUUUAUGAAAAGCACAACAUAUGCAAUUAUAUUUAUUGAAUACGUAGAUGCAGUAUGGAUAUUUAAAUUGUUAAACUUUAUGAAAACUUUGAAAAGGUUGUUCAGGUUUAUAAAUAGCUUUAGUGAUGCCUCCCUCUUUUAAAUACUUGUCACAGCAUAUGAAUAUGGUGAGAUCAGAUUGCCUAAGGCUUUCUCUUUUCAGGUUCAUUUUUAUGAUGUUUACUUUCUGGAACAAAAUAUUAGCUAAAUUAAAGGUAUAUCCCAUUCUUACUGGUUGAGACAAUGAAAGGAAAGAUGCCAUUGUGCAUCGUUAGCAUUCUGAAGGUAUACUGGGAUUCCCCAGAUGAAGAAAGUAUUGUUGGCCUCAGCUUUGAAAUAAGCAUUCCUCGGGAUUUCAUCCCAGGCAGGUUCCAUUCAACACUACGCCGUGCAGCCCCAGUUACACAACUGGUCUGCUAGUUUCACAGUCAACACAGAGGAAGAUACUUCAAAGCUAAAAAGCCAAGAUGCAUCAUUAAUAUUCAUUUAAUUCAAAUAGAAAAUAGUUUAAACAGAAUCAGCUUAGUACUAGGUGGUAAUUCUAAAUAUACUACAAUCAAAGCUAUAAGAUGUGAACGGAUAUUGCAAAGUCACCUUUGAGCAGGCAGAAGCCUGAAGUCAGCGGUAGGGAAUGCAGUUUUCUAAACUAUGAGCUGCAUUACAGCUGCUGCUCCAAAUUUAAUCGUUGAAAGUAAAGGUGUUUCGCUGGCCCAUAAUGUAAUACUAGUGACUCCAGUGAGCACCUGUGGUUGUUUUACUUAAGUUUUAUGGUUUUUUUUAAAAUAAAUUUUAGACCUGUUUUUUAAUCAUUCUCUGCAACAACAGAAAUGGGGACUGUACCUGCCCACCAAUAACGUUAUAUCCUUAGGUCUGCCCCAAGAGUAGGAAUACAGCUGGAUCCAAAUGGGCUCUGAAAUCUACAGACUUAUCACCUGGAGGCAAUGGAUCAUUAAAAACCACUUUUGUCUCCUUUGGGAGAAUGACAUAUCUUUAGUAUUUGAGUAGCUUAUUCUUCUAUAUCUACAUAUGCAAAGCUUUCCUGAACAGUAAAGGGUACAUAUGCAUAGUGGGAGGAAAUCAGACCUUUACCAGGGAAGGAAAGCAACUUUAGAAAUGAAAUAUUUUCUUUGCUUUAUUAUUUUUACCAAGACAGAGAAGUAUUGUAUUGAGAGAUAUCUAUUUUCAUAAUCAGUAUGUGCCUAAAUUAUAUUUAAAUCAUUUUACUCAGUACUAUAUUUUCAAUAAUUAUAGAAUGUGUUGUUCAUUCAUUUAAGGGUACCUCUGUAGACAAACGUAAAACUGCACAAGUGCACAAGGAGCUGAAAGAUCUACACACAGUGUGCUUAGAAACUGCAGACGUUGGAGUUAAUGUAUACUACAUUAAUAAACAAUAUGAAAUGUUGAAAAAA
This is a messenger RNA of Ochotona curzoniae (black-lipped pika), 3099 nucleotides long. RefSeq names its product potassium channel tetramerization domain containing 9 (gene KCTD9). NCBI's taxonomy places the organism in Eukaryota, Metazoa, Chordata, Mammalia, Lagomorpha, Ochotonidae. Gene Ontology annotation, molecular function: protein binding. Gene Ontology annotation, biological process: intracellular signal transduction; protein homooligomerization. The record is from RefSeq and is a predicted model, not a curated record. The coding region runs from base 98 to 1288 and encodes 396 amino acids. The transcript is spliced from 13 exons.